AGGUACGCCGGGCACACGUACAAAAAUCAUCCCCGGGAUUAAUCAUAUACGGUCCAGUUACCGCAGCCAGUCUUUCCGCCGGCUCUGGAAAUGCCUCCGCGGGUGGGACAACAGCUCCGGCAAUCCUGGCGCAACAACGGGCCGAAAAUCCGCCCAAGACCGAGGAGACGACCGUCCGUGGGUGACCGGAACCAUUCGGAAACUUUGGUCGUCGGAAAUGCGAACGCCACUGACCCGGCCACAAUGCCUCGCUGUCCACUCUUCCCUCCGAACCUGGUUGGACCAGUGGCGAUAUCAAAACAGCCUCCAGAGAUUGCGGAGGUCGAGAAGCUCUUCUCGGCUAGGCUCCAGAUGGGUGGCAGGGGUUUCCCAAAGGACUGCGAGGCUCGUUAUCGCGUAGCAAUCGUGGUGCCAUAUCGAGCCAGGGCUCAGCAUCUAUUAAUUCUACUCUACAACCUUCACCCGGUUCUGCUUCGCCAGCAGAUCGACUACACGAUCUUUAUAGUGGAACAAGAGGGUACCGUGCAGUUCAACAGAGCCAUGCUGAUGAACGUCGGAUACGUCGAAGCCCUGAAGGAGGGAUCCUUCGAUUGCUUCAUAUUUCACGACGUGGAUCUCCUGCCCGAAGAUGACCGAAACCUCUACACUUGCCCAGAACAGCCGAGGCACAUGUCCGUUGCGAUCGACAAAUUCAAGUACAGACUACCGUACGCCGACAUAUUUGGUGGUGUAUCAGCGAUGUCCAGGGAACAAUUUCGCCUGGUGAACGGGUUUAGUAACGUAUAUUGGGGCUGGGGUGGCGAGGACGACGACAUGGCGAAUCGUAUCAAGGCACACGGUCUCCACAUAUCGCGUUAUCCUGCAAAUAUCGCGAGAUACCAGAUGCUCUCUCACAAAAAGGAGAAGGCAAAUCCAAAGAGGUACGAGUUCCUGAAGAGCGGGAAGAAGAGAUUUGCAACCGACGGUCUUACCAAUCUUCAGUACGAAUUGGCGGAUAAGAAAAAGUUACAACUUUACACAUGGCUUUUGGUGAAACUUACUCCCCCUCAGCCCAGCUGAUGGCUGCCUUGGAUCGGCUAAUCGUUGAACCCGGACUCAUUCGCUGGGAUAAGAGUCUUGCGGUGCGAGUGUGUGCCUCCCCAUGUGUCUGUGUGUAUGUUACGUGACUCACCACAUAUGGUAUGGAUGCGUUAAAAAUGAUAAUAGUGAAGUGCAUUUACACUGAAUUUUUUCCUCUUGCAAGAUCAAUUGCAGAUAUACUUAGUAAUAUAUGUAUGUGCGUAUGUGUAUAUAUAUGUAUACGCAUGCAGACACAUAUAUGUACACAAUUCGCGUAAGCGAAAGCAGUCUUUUUUUCCUGCAUAAUUUGACACCGUAAACGUCUUUGUACAUUGAAGAUAAAUCGUUCCGAAAUGAGAGCGGCCAAUUUCAUUAUUUUUUUUUUUUUUUUUUUAUCAACGUGGUAUAUAUAUUUAGUUGAAGCUAGCUUGAGAUCUUGAAACUCAUUCGUAGAGGGCAAAAAGUAAAUUACCAAGAUACAAUUAUUAAAUGUAGUUUUAAGUUUUUAGAUCUUUUUGUAAUGCCAUCGUCUGGACUAUGUAUAACUUUCGCCGAUUUCUGACAAGUUACUUACCGAUUCACGUAAUAAUUUUAUGUAUAUUUAUCCUUAUUCUGCCGUAUUAGGAAUAGGUUUCACGCUUUCCGCAUUAUUUAUUAUUAAUGUAUUUUGUAUGUUAUUUUUUUUUUUUUUCUUUUAUCACGAUUACUGUUUUGAUGUAUUUUUUUUUCUUGUGCUCGUUCUCUUUUCCACCAUUUCAUAUUAACGUCAUUGAACGAUUUCUAGCAUACGUCUACGAGAAAAAACAAAAAAAAAAACAAAAACCAAACCUUUGAGUCAUUCCGUAAUUUUUGUCAUCCAGAUAGAAUCUCGAACAAGUUUUAAAAUAGGAUUCGUAACAUUUGCUAGAUAAUAACUGACGAAACUUAUACUCAUAAAUCAUAUCCAAAUUAUUUUCGUCAUUCACGAUUCCGAUGUAAUACACACACGUGCCAAAUAUACCUGAAAAUAUUAUGUGUCAUGAGAGAGGUGUAAAAUCGAUUUGCAAUUGUUAUCUCCUCGUUUACUGUAAAAUAUUUUUCCACUAUAAUUUCCAAACCAUUAAUAACACUUUUUGUUAUACGUACCAUGUACAGAAAGAAAGAUCUCCGAAUAAACACAACUACAGAUGUGGUAUUUGAGAUAUUGAUAUAAAAAAAGACGCUCAGUGAAAUAUCGUAAUUUUAGAAGAUACAUUUAUUUAUUGAUGAUUAUUUCUCGUGAAUAUAGAUGCAACGAUGUAUAUUUCAGCGUAAGACACAGGUUUUAGAGGAAGGGAAAAAAAUGUUAAUAAACCUUGUCACAUUUUAUUUUUAUCAGUAUAUUAUUAUUAUUAUUAAUAUUAUUAAAAUUACUAUUUAAAUCAUUGUUGAAAACACCUGAAGGACACUUUGCGGUGCGCGAUGUAUUCUUAUAAAUAGAUCUUACUAGAAUGCUAAGACUGUUAUAGAAAAAAAUGUAACAUACGCUCAAUAAGCUGUAGCGUUUUUUGAAAUUCGCGCGGAUUAUUCCUUUCAGAGGAAUUAUCAAUUCUUUUACUGUAUACGGGUAUUCAUUCCCGUAUCAGUUUCGAGCGGCAAUAGAGCGGAUUGUUCAAAAUUAUGUGUGUCUUUUCGAACAAUCACUUCACGUAGUAUGCAAUAUAUAGAUCAUAUUUUCGAAUUCAAUUUCACAUCCUGCACCCAGUUGGCCAAUUCGCUGUAAUGCCGCUUAUACCUCGAGAUAUUCUGUAACAGGAAAUUAUUCCGAAAAUGAGUUAGCCUAGAGAUAUAGUUUGUUGGUCGGUUGAGCGAUACUUAAAAUUUAAGUGCGAGGAUGGGCUGUGAAUACUGCACUUGAUUAAUAAGUCCGAAUAAGUCGAGAAUAUUGAUGUAUAGAAAAGAACAAAAAACGAAGUAAAAGAAUUUGAAGAAAGAAAUUUACGGUGAUUUAAUUAUUAUUGACAUUAUUACUAUCUCAUCUUGAAUCUCUCGUACAAUUAUAACCUGACAGCACUGCAGCAGUGUUAAUACAAAAAGUUUAUCCCCUCUUCAGAUAUUUUCAAAAGGAGGCCCAAUAUUUUUCAUUUAUGGAUUACAUAAUAUAUCAAUUUUUGGUCAGUAUAAUACUGGAUAAUCUGAAGAAAACACAAUAUACCGACCCUCGUUCAUUGCAGCAUGGAAUCAUAAAUGAAACCUACGCUUAAAAUCAUACACAGAAUUCAGACAGACAUGAGGGCGCCGCUACAGCCUAACUAAUCAUUGCGUUGAUUCGAAAUUCAAUUUUGUGACUCAAGUUAAAAUGUACUUCUAAAGAAAAAACGAUACUUUCCACAGCUUUGAGAAAAAAUGGGUCUUGCGCUCAACAAAACUUUCUUCAGAUUAUAUCUAUAAUAAUUAGACACUGAUCGUUGGUUUGUGAAACUACGAAUAUCGACAGUUUUUUAUUUCGCACAUACUUGUGGCAACCGUAAGAUUGGAUGCAUAUUUAAUUUCAAUUAACAAGGUCUAAUUUUAUUCACAAAAUGGAACUGUAUUUAUAGAAGCAUUGCACGUGAUAAAGCAUAUAUGAGUUUAUUUCCAAUUCCGCUGUAAUGAGCAAAAUGUCUUUGGCAACAAAUUUCCUACUCUAAUUUCCAACGUUCAUGGGACUUCAAUACUUCAUACUUCUUUUCGCAUAAAAAAACAAGUAUAUUUCAAUAACAGAAUUCGAACCAGAAUUAAUUUUCAACAACAUUUUUAUAUUUCUAAGAUCAGUGUCUGAUUAAUUUUACACAAUAGUAAGAAAUUCAAACUUAAUUGGGCUGUAAUUUUGUAUGUAAUAAUUAGAUUAGCUACACCACGACUCAAAUGGUCUAUGUAUGUUUGUUCUAUUGCAAUGAGUCUUAGCGUAAAAAGAAUAACGAAGAAUGCCAUAGUCAAAACUGCCGUACGUCUCUAUGUAUUUAUAAUGGUUCUUAAGACCCACAUAACAGAAAUUGUGUUUACCUACUCAAAUGAAAAUUGCGCAAAAACUGGAAGUACAAGAAAUAAGUUAUAAUCGUAUAAUACAAUGCGACGUCUCAAAAUUCAAAUCAAUUACCAAAACCAUUUAGAAGAUAGUUUAUUGUAUCUCGAAAUUGUUCAACAUGUUUUCACCUGAAUUUAAUUAAUUUGAUUUACAUGAAUAUAAUACCACGGCAGUACUUCCUAUUUGUUUAGUCGCCACAGGUGUACACUACUCACAAGAAAAAGGUGAAUAAUAUCCAGAAUUAUUAUAAUAAAAUAGCAACCAAGUAAUUAUUAUACAAUACGUAUAUACAUAAGUACCAUUAGAAUUCGAGAGCCAGCAGAACAAAAAUGUAAAAACAACAAAUUAACACCAUUUUCCCCUUGUAUGCACGAAGCACUGUCGAUAAAUCUAAUCUGACAUGAGUGAAAAUAUUUUACUUAUUCCAUACUACGAAUUUCGCGACAGAGAAUCAUGCCCUCGGUUAAUAUUUCAAAUAUUCCUUGCCACGUAUAAGUCAUUUUCCUGAAACUUGACAAGAGGAGGAUAUCGAUCAACAGGAUGUCAUGACUGUUGCUUAAAUUAAAAUGGUGCAAAUAUCGCCCCGGUCACUGAAGGGAAAAUAAGGUUGUUAAUUUCUUGUGCCUUACAAGGCGAGUAUCAGACCUCCGGAUCACGAAUUUUGCUGAAACUUCUGGGGGUGUUUCUUUCCCUCGAAAUAUUGGGCUUCUGAUAUGUAGUUUCAUGCAUUGAGCCGUUCUUCACUUGGCUUAAAAUUGAUUGUAUUUUCGUGAAUGAAAUAGCCUGUUGUGUAUUGUCGCCUGAAAUAUUAAUCUUCAUUGUCCUUUUGAAGUUUCGCAGACACGUUUUCAUAGAUUCAAGUGUAAACAGAAAUAUUAUUAUUUUGAAGCCAUAGUGAAGUAUGAAUUGCGCAUUUUCGACUGCCUGAUAUAUUGUAAAUCUAGCGAACGAAAACCCAAUGGAUACAACUACACGUCAGAAGUUUCACAUUUUGGUCCAAAGAAACAACCCUAGGAGUUUGAGCGAAAUCUGUGAUUCUGAGGUCUGAUAAUCUCCUUGUUAAUCAGAAGGCAAGUUCACAAAGAAAGACAGUAGUUUUAUUUACCGAUAUUAAUAGUUAUACUGUAUCAAAGUAUCCUGGUUCAAGAAAUAAAUGAUAAACCAGUA
This is a messenger RNA of Neodiprion fabricii, 5251 nucleotides long. RefSeq names its product beta-1,4-N-acetylgalactosaminyltransferase bre-4-like. Gene Ontology annotation, molecular function: N-acetyl-beta-glucosaminyl-derivative 4-beta-N-acetylgalactosaminyltransferase activity. Lineage: Eukaryota; Metazoa; Arthropoda; Insecta; Hymenoptera; Diprionidae. The transcript has 5 exons. Gene Ontology annotation, biological process: glycosphingolipid biosynthetic process; carbohydrate metabolic process. The record is from RefSeq and is a predicted model, not a curated record. The coding region runs from base 91 to 1059 and encodes 322 amino acids.